AUGGGCCUUCUUCGAGGGCUGGCGGGUUUCCCGCGUCUGCUCCUGGCAGGUAAUCCCACCAAGAAGGAUUUGGGCAUCCUCGUGACGGGAAUUAUCUGCGCCAUUGCAUCUGGAGUGCCCUUCCCCAUCAUAGGAAUUGUUUUUGGUCAGCUACUCGACAACUUCAACGCCGUCACAUGCAACGAGGACGACGCCUCCAGCUCCGAGUCCGACGCCAGCUACCAGAAGAGCAUCGAUGGCGAGAUUCUGCUCAUUUUCUAUCUGGCUAUCGCCCAGUUUGUCCUCAUUUACGGCCACCUGCUGUGCUGGAGCCUGUACGGCGCCCGCCUCUCUCAGCGGCUCAGGGAGCGUUACCUGCAGAACCUGCUGCGACAGGAGCCCUCGCACUUUGACCAGCUGCCCACCGGAGAGGUGGCCUCUCGUCUCAGUAGUGACAUCUCGACCAUCCGCUCGGGUACGGCCGAGAAGGUCGGCAUCUGUCUGGCAAGCGUCUCCUUCUUUGUCACGGCCUACAUUGUGGCAUUUAUCAAGGACUGGGAACUCGCUGCCAUGCUGCUCUCUCUGAUCCCUGCCUACUUUCUCAUGUCCUUUGUCGGAAGUUACUACAUUGAGAAAUAUUCCGGACUGGUAUCGGACUACGCUGCGUCCGCCUCGUCCAUCGCCUCAGAGGCCCUGUCCAACAUUGUCGUCGUGCAUGCUUUUGGUGCCAAUAAGCGGCUGGAGGACAAGUUCGCCAAGGCGCUCAAGUCGUCGGAGCGUGAGGGCAUGAAGAAGGCGACUGCAGUCGGCAUUCAAUCUGGCGUUCUCUAUUUUGUUGCCUACUCGGCCAACGGUUUGGCCUUCUGGCAGGGUAGUAAGCGUGUGGCAGAUACCGUGAGCGGUGGUUCUGGGAGCACUGUCGGUGCUACGUUCACAGUGAUUUUUAUCCUGGUUGAAGCCACAUUACUUUUCAGCCAGGUGGCGCCGUUCGUCCACCUCUUCACAGCGGCUGUCGCCUCGUACGAAAAGCUGCGUGAGGAGAUCGAUCGCGAAACCCUGAUCGACGGUACUACGGACGCAGGAACUCGUCUCGAACAAGCCCAAGGCGGCUUUGAGCUCAAGGAUGUCUCCUUCGUCUAUCCCUCCAGGCCAGAGAUCACCGUCCUGGACCACGUGAGCAUCAGCAUUCCGCCCAAGAAGCACACAGCCAUUAUCGGUCUGUCAGGCAGCGGCAAGUCGACCAUCGCCAGCCUAGCCUUGAGGCUGUAUGAUCCCGUGGAGGGGAAGGUGUUGUUCGAUGGGCACGACCUUCAUGACCUCAACACGCGCGACUUACGAAGUUUUGUUAGUCUGGUGCAGCAGGAGCCUUCACUUCUGGACCGCUCGAUCUUGGAGAAUAUUGCGCACGGCUUGGUCAACUCUAGCAAUCCCAAGCACGCACACCUGAAGGAGAGACUUCUAGGGCCUGACCUGUCCGACUUGGCGAGCGAGAUCAGAGAGGGACAGACCCUCAUGGCAGCCGCGGAGAAGCGUGGCUCGGAAAUUGUCGAGAUCGUCAACCUGGUCCAGCACGCGGCCAUGCUCGCAGAUGCAGACACCUUUAUUAACGGGUUGCAAUAUGGCUAUGCCACUCUUGUCGGCUCCAUGGGACGGUUGGUCAGUGGUGGACAGAAGCAGCGAGUGGCCGUGGCACGAGCUCUCGUGAAGGACCCUGCCGUCCUCAUUAUGGAUGAGGCCACGGCUGCCCUAGAUUCGAGGAGCGAGCAGCGUAUUACCAAGGCCAUCAACAACAUCGCCACCGGCAGGACGGUGCUCACCAUUGCCCACCGCCUCUCAACCAUUACCGGCGCGGAUAACAUUAUUGUCAUGCACAAGGGCCAUGUCGUGGAACAGGGAAACCAUGCCGAGCUAAUGGCCAAAAAUGGGUCAUAUGCCGAGCUGAUUAAGAUGCAGUCACUGGGACAUACAUCGACCAAGGAUUCGGAGGCAGAAGGGCCAAAGAAGGACGCUGUCGUAGCCUCGGUGACAGAAACUCUUGUCGAAAGCAAGGCCAGUUCCUCGGAAGACGACGACCACAAGAGUAUAACUGAGAAGUCGGCCUCAGCCGAGCCAGGAGAAGAGGGAGGAGAGGAGGAGGAAGAGCCCGAGACCCCAUCCAAGUCGCUAUGGGCCCUGAUGAAAGGUUACGCACCAGCUCUGAGGCCCCACGCUCUUGUCAUCUGCAUCGCGCUCCUAGGUUCGAUCGUUGUCGGCGGAGCCUUCUCUGGCGAGGCUGUCAUCUUUGGCAACACUGUGGGAAGUCUGAAUGUGUGCAAGAGUGCCAGCAGCAUCCGCGACGCAGGUGACUUUUUUGGCCUGAUGUUCUUCGUGCUCGCGAUUAUCGAGUUCUUCGCCAAUAUCAUGAGCUGGUCUGGGUUUGGAUGGAUCUCUGAACACAUUGUCUACUCGGUCCGAGUUUUGUCCUUCCGAUCUCUCUUUGAACAAGACCUGCAGUGGCACCAGUCCAAGAACCGCACACCAGCCAUGCUUCUGUCGUACAUCACCAGAGAUGGCAAUGCGCUGGCUGGUCUGAGCGGCUCCGUCAUUGGAACCAUGAUUUCGAUUACCGUGAACCUCGUGGCCGCCAUCAUCCUGACGCAUAUCAUCGCCUGGAGAAUAGCCCUUGUCUGUCUUUCGUUGAUCCCGCUUCUUCUCGGAGCUGGCAUGAUGGAAUUACGAGUUCUGGGCAAGUUUGAGGAGAAGCACGAGACCGCCUAUACAAAAUCGGUCGACAUCGGCACAGAGGCCAUCACCUCCAUCAAGACGGUCGCCUCUCUGUCCCUGGAGCAGGAAAUACUGAGUGACUACCGACGAUCCCUCAAGGGACCCCGCCAGGAGACCCUCAAAGUCACGCUGCAGGCGAGUCUCUGCCAGGCCAUCACCUACUUCCUUGGUAACUGCGUCAAUGCGCUGGCAUACUGGUGGGGCUCGAAGCAGAUCAUUGCCGGCAAUUAUACCCAGACGCAGUUCCUCAUCGUGGUGUUCUCACUGCUGGUUAGCGCACUGCUCUUUAGCCAGAUGUUUGCGCUCGCACCGGAGCUGUCCAGCGCACGCGCGGCGUCGGCUCGGAUUCUGGGUCUCAUCGAGAUUGGCUCAGACAAGAUGCAAGGACGUAUCGACGAGUCCUUUUCCACGCACACGACUUCGUCAUUGUCGCCCAUGGGCGAGAAGGACGUCGAGGCAGCGCAUGGAAUCAAGUCCUCUUCCCUUACCACGUCCUCAGGAGCCGCCAGCGUCCAGUUCCGCGACGUGCAGUUCUCCUACCCAGCCCGUCCCGACGUGAAAGUACUCAGCGGACUAAGCCUCGAUAUCCGCCCAGGCCAAUUUUGUGCGCUUGUCGGCCCCAGCGGCGCAGGCAAGUCCACCGUCAUCUCCCUGGUCGAGCGCCUCUACACGCCCAGCAUCGGGUCCAUCCUCAUCAACGGCCUCGACGUGACUAAAGUAAGAGAUAUGUCCUUCCGCGACGACAUCGCCCUCGUCCCGCAGGAGAGCGUCCUCUUCGAGGGCAGCAUCAAGUUCAACAUCGGGCUAGGGGCGCGGCCGGGUCACGAGGCCACGCAGGAAGAGAUCGAGGAGGCGUGCAGGCUAGCGAAUAUCCACGAGGUAAUUGUCGCGCUGCCGGAGGGGUACGAUACGCUAUGUGGGCCGAAUGGGAACCAAUUCUCGGGCGGGCAGAAGCAGAGGCUAUCGAUUGCACGGGCGCUCGUGCGGCGGCCGCAGCUCCUCAUCCUGGACGAGCCGACCAGUGCUUUAGAUGCGGAGUCGGAGAGGCUGCUGCAGGAUGGCUUGGAGAGGGCGGCCAAGGAUAUCACUGUGAUUGCUAUUGCUCAUCGCCUGCACACUAUUCGGAAGGCGGACCGUAUCUUUUUGAUUGAGGCGGGACAGUGUGUGGAUGCUGGCACACAUGAGGAGCUGCUGGAGAGAUCGGAGAGUUAUCGGGCGAAUGUGAUGCAUCAGACGGUGGCGCAGUGA
This is a messenger RNA of Cryphonectria parasitica EP155, 3990 nucleotides long. Its product is annotated as ABC multidrug transporter SitT. Gene Ontology annotation, biological process: transmembrane transport. The coding region runs from base 1 to 3990 and encodes 1329 amino acids. Gene Ontology annotation, molecular function: ATP binding; ATP hydrolysis activity; ABC-type transporter activity. NCBI's taxonomy places the organism in Eukaryota, Fungi, Ascomycota, Sordariomycetes, Diaporthales, Cryphonectriaceae. The transcript is spliced from 2 exons. Gene Ontology annotation, cellular component: membrane. The record is from RefSeq and is a predicted model, not a curated record.